UGGUCGAGCCGGUCUGUUUACAACACUCUCUCCCAGCCCAAGAUGUGUGGAAUCUUUGCCGUACAUGGUCUUGAAAAACCCUCCGUCGACAGAGCUCGUUUCAUCGCUCUGUCCAAGAAGCAGCGCCAUCGCGGUCCAGAUUGGUCCGGGUGCUACGUCGGGAAACAGUCUUGCCUCGUUCACGAACGUCUGGCCAUCGUCGGUGUCGACACCGGCGCUCAGCCUUUGGUGAGCGAGGACGGGAAACUCAUCCUCGCCGUCAAUGGAGAGAUCUACAACCACAUAAAAUUGAGAACCACAGUCAGCUCUGACUAUAAAUUCAAGACACACUCUGACUGCGAGGUCAUCCUCCCUCUCUACAAGAAACAUGGCACGGAGUUGUGCGGCCUCCUAGACGGCAUGUUCUCCUUCGUCCUCCUCGACGAGUCUGUCUCUCCUCCUCGUAUCAUCGCCGCUCGCGACCCCAUCGGCAUCACCACGCUCUACCAAGGUUGGAGCUCGCGGAGACCUGGCGCCGUCUUCUUCGCCUCCGAGCUCAAGGCCCUCGUGGAUGAGUGCGACAAAAUCAUCACAUUCCCCCCGGGUCACGUCUACGAUAGCAACGACAACUCUACGACGCGAUACUACACCCCUUCAUGGUGGGAUGGCGACUCAGAUGCACCGGACGCGUCAAUACCGACUAACAAGGCCGACCUCACGCUCCUCCGCGAAACCCUCGAGGCUGCGGUGCGGAAGCGGUUGAUGUCGGAGGUUCCUUACGGCGUGUUGUUGAGCGGUGGGUUGGAUAGCAGCCUAAUCGCCGCUAUUGCUGCGAGGGAGACAGAGAAAGUCGCACUUGCACAGUACGAGGCGCGGAAAAAGAAGCUGGAGGAGAUCCAGAACGGUCCGGCGUCGCCUCCAGGGGGUAUCAUCCCUUCUGUAGACGUCACUGAGGAAGCCACGCUGGCUGCCUGGCCUCAGCUGCACUCUUUCUCUAUUGGUCUCGAGAACUCCCCUGAUCUUAUCGCUGCUCGCAAGGUCGCCCACUACUUGGGCACCGUCCACCAUGAGUAUGUAUUCACCGUCCAGGAGGGUCUGGAUGCCAUUCCAGACGUAAUCUACCACCUAGAGACAUAUGAUGUCACCACCGUCCGGGCUAGCACGCCCAUGUACCUCCUCAGCCGAAAGAUCAAGGCGAUGGGCGUGAAGAUGGUUCUCAGCGGUGAAGGGAGCGAUGAGAUCUUCGGAGGCUACCUCUACUUCCACGCCGCACCCGACAGCAGAUCGUUCCACCAAGAAUGCAUUCGUCGUGUCAAGAAUUUGCACACCUCGGACUGCCUGCGCGCCAACAAGUCGACGAUGGCGUGGGGCCUCGAAGCACGCGUCCCCUUCCUUGACAAGGCCUUCCUGGACGUUGCCUUGAACACCGACGCUAAGGAGAAGAUGUUUAGCAAGGGUGCCUCACAACAGGUCGACGAGGAUGGCCGCCCCAAAAUGGAAAAGUACAUCAUCCGCAAAGCCUUCGAUAUCGCACCCAACGGCAAGCCAUACCUGCCUCGGUCCAUCCUGUGGAGACAGAAGGAGCAGUUCUCGGACGGCGUCGGCUACUCCUGGAUAGACGGAAUAAAGGCCAACGCCGACAGCGUCAUCUCCGACGACGUCUUUGAAAAGAGGCACGAGCGCUGGGCAUCGGACGUGCCCGACACGAAGGAGGGCUACUACAUCCGCGACGUCUUCGAUGGCCUCUUCAUGUCCGAAGCUGCGUCCCAGACCGCCGUCCGGUGGAUUCCGCGGGGAGACUGGGGCUGCGCUGCAGACCCUAGCGGGAGAAGUGUCAGCAUACACAACGCGGCGUAUGAACCGAGCCAAGUCGAUCCAAAAGCGGCAUAAUAUGGUGGUACAGUCAAUGUCUAGACCAAGUAUAGAUUAUUAAGAAAGGGUUGAAGAGAGCAAGCCGGAUCCGAUGGUUCGAGCAAGAGAGUGACGACGAAGGUAGGGCGUAGGAAAUGGAAACAUGUUUACGAGUAUGAGCACGUUGCGAGCGAAGCGCGGGGCAAAGAUGAGGGAGUGUGGGCACGAUACCUGUGCCUGCAGAGCGGCGGCGGCAAAAAAGAAAAGAAAAGAUGUGAAAACAUUCGUAUAGCGAGAGCAUGCAAAGAAUAGGUACGGUACGGUAUUGCAGAACAUAUAACAAGAGUACUUAAUGUCAUAAACCGAGAGGAAGAGGCAAUCGAUAGAGGCAGGAACGGGAACAUUGCAAGCAUGGAGAAGAUGGCGAUACCAAGGUCUGAGGGGGGGAUGGCACGAGGCGCGGAAGGAGGAGAGCUCAGAAAUUCCGGU
This is a messenger RNA of Heterobasidion irregulare TC 32-1, 2319 nucleotides long. Its product is annotated as cysteine peptidase C44. Gene Ontology annotation, molecular function: asparagine synthase (glutamine-hydrolyzing) activity. Lineage: Eukaryota; Fungi; Basidiomycota; Agaricomycetes; Russulales; Bondarzewiaceae. Gene Ontology annotation, cellular component: cytosol. The coding region runs from base 43 to 1869 and encodes 608 amino acids. The record is from RefSeq and is a predicted model, not a curated record. The transcript is spliced from 11 exons.